Messenger RNA from Talpa occidentalis (Iberian mole), 1541 nucleotides. RefSeq lists its product as uncharacterized. The record is from RefSeq and is a predicted model, not a curated record. Gene Ontology annotation, biological process: regulation of transcription by RNA polymerase II. Lineage: Eukaryota; Metazoa; Chordata; Mammalia; Eulipotyphla; Talpidae. The transcript has 3 exons. The coding region runs from base 144 to 1406 and encodes 420 amino acids. Gene Ontology annotation, molecular function: DNA-binding transcription factor activity, RNA polymerase II-specific; RNA polymerase II transcription regulatory region sequence-specific DNA binding.
GCCCGCUGGCGGUGUCGAACCUGAGGCAGAGCCUGGCAACACGCUUUUGGCGCCAAUAAGAGGACCUUGGUCAGCCUCUGCCUCCAGUUCGGUCCCUGACCGUCAGAGUUUGUGAAGGCGCCAAACUUCACAGCGCUCCAGCCAUGGCGCCUCCGCCCAGAGGGAACUAUGAUAACCCCCACUGCUACUGCCGGGGAGUGUUUCAGGUGGUGAUAAAAACUCCUCAGCAGGCUGCCUCACAGGGACCAAGAGGUAGUUACACUGACCGAAGAGAUCCGGACCUUGUGGACCCUGUUCAUCAGGAAGUCUGGCUGAGCCGUGAAGAGGCUGUGAACCCCGAAAGCUGCCUGAACCACAAAGCCGCAGUGAACCCCGAGAGCUACUUGAACCAUGAAGCCACCAUGAACCCUGACAGUUACUUGAACCAUGAAGCCGCCAUGAACCCUGGGAGCUGCCUGAAGCGGGAAGCCGUCGUGAACCCUGAUAGCUGCUUGAACCAGGAAGCCGCCCUGAGUUCUCAUAACUGCCUGAUCCAUGAAGCCCACGGGAACCAGGAAGGCUACCUGAACCGUGAAAAUGACGUGAACCCUGAAGGCUUCCAGAACCUUCAAGUCAACAUUAACCAGGAAGGUUACCUGAACAGUGAAGACUACUUGAACCAGGAAGUUGACCUCAACCAGGAUGGAGACCUGAACAAGGAUGGCAACCUGAACAAGGACGAUUACCUGGAUCUGGACGACUACCUGAACCAGAUCGACGACCUGGAUCUGGACGGCUACCUGAACCAGGAUGGCAAGCUGAAUCUCCUGGACGACUACCUGGACCAGGGCGGCUACCUGAACCAGGAUGACGAACUGACCCAGGACAGUUACCUGAAUCUGGAUGACUACCUGAACCAGGGUGGCGACCUGGAUCUGGACGACUACCUGAACCAGAAUGGCGAUGUGAACCAGGACAGUGACCUCAACCAGAAUGGCUACCUGAACCAGGAAGCCAGCAACAACCUUGAAGGCACCGAGAACCAGGAAAGCGGUGGGAAUCGCGAGGUGGAAGGCAACCUCCAGGGCCAAGGCAGCGGCGGUAGCAUCCAGGAGCCGGAGUUAGGCUGUGCGGCUGCUGGCGAGGCUCUGCAACUCCCAAGCGGGCAGCAAAGAGUACCACGCAACAAGUUCACGCCAACACAACUGCAAGAACUGGAAAGCGCUUUCCAGCAUAAUCCAUACCCCGACCUGCUUUCAAGAAGAGAGCUUGCAAGACGCAUUGCUGUGACUGAAGCUAGAGUGCAGAUUUGGUUUAAGAAUAAGAGAGCCAAGUGUAGGAGACGUCAGAGGUCGCUGAUGCUUGCAACAAAUACACCACCUGUUACCCUGGAACACCUUAUGAUCUUUAUGUUGGAUAGGCCCUAAGAUGUCAUAUUUGUUCGGGAGUCAAUUUGGAGAUGGAUUCUUUUAGUGCCACUGACUCAUGGGUUGCAUCUGCUGCCCAUGCCAUCCUCAUCCCCUCUGUAUUUGUGUUAUCAAUAAAAAAAUAAAUCUUGGUUU